ACUCAUCCCAUAAUCCUUUGCACCUCAUGUCUUAAAGCUAAAAUGGCGUUUUAACACAUGGUCCUACAUGUUAUACACCAGAUCAGCCAUCUUUUAUUCACAGACCUUGUUCCAGGAAACACGUACAACUGAUUAUCUGAUAUGACCGCCAUUUUAACACUUACGUCCACUUCCGUUCCUACACACAAACACACCCACACAAAAUGUGAUUAGAAAUAUGCUGAUAAGUUUCCAUGGUGAUGCUCUGUAAGAUGCAUGUUCCCCCAUCGUUCUUAGAAUUGUUUCUGAGCAGCAAAAUGACCCUGAGUUUAAGUUUUACCCAGAAAUGUUUCUGUAUGAGAUAGUUUCUCUCACAACUUCCUCAAAAAAUCCACAAGUAUGCACAGUAUCUGUACAGCAAUCUAUCAUUGUUCAUUGAGCAAAUGUUAUUUAUGAGGCUGUUCUGUUCUGGUGGUGGUGACCUGCAGCCUAUAACAGACCAGAGGGUAAAACUAGACAGGAUGGUGCUCAGCAGAUGAAGGUCAGUCAGUGGCAGAAAGUCAAAGUUACUGUUUUAAUAUUUCUCUCUCUGUGUGUAAAGUUCACACAUCAAAACAGGAGAAUGUUUAAAAUGAGAAUGAGCAAAUUGUUUUUUGCAAACUAUUAUAUAGCAACUCUGUAUAGCAACAUGCUUUCAAAUUUAGUGUUUUUUGUUUAUUUGUAUAUUUUUUUGCUAGCCUGAACAGAAUGUUGUGCAUAAGAUGAAAAUAUCUCUGCAACGGACAGGAAAUACAAACCAGCAUCAAGUGCUGCAGCCUCAGUGGCUGCUGUGGUGUGAAGUUAGUAUGAAAGGGAAGGAAACACAGAGAGGGGAUUGUAAGAGGAAGACGCAUGAAACUUAUUGAUGUCAUAUAUAUUUUAGACUUAACUUCUCCUUUUAUAUGAACACAAUUCAAACCAAGUAGACGCCUUUCAGUUGAGCUGUGCAGCCGUUCUGGAUGCCAGGAUGAAACCUGCUCUGCUCUGCAUGCUGGGCUUUUUCUUGCUCAGUUCUUUGCUUCAUGGACGUGCUGAUGAAAUCAAGACAACUUUGAAAGCAGACAAAUCUACCAUACCACCAGGGGGCAGUGUGACAUUAACCUGUUCUGUGGACAAACCUGCUGAUUUAACAUUUGAGCUCUUCAGAAGAUCUUCAUUCUUCUAUUAUACCAGAGUUUCUCCUCGAUCAGAUGUAGUUUUCAGCAUCACAGAAGGAGGAAUUUACAUCUGCAGAGGAUCCAUGACAGAGACAAACUUUGUGACAACUAUGAGUGAUGAAGUCACCAUUUAUAAGAGAGUUUCCAACAGAGUUUCAGUCACUUCACAACCAAACCGAUCUCUGAUAUACGAAGGAGAGAAAGUCACUCUGAGAUGUGAGAUCCAGGAUGAUGGAGGAACUGAGUGGACAUAUGAAUGGAAAACAACCAAUAGAAACUUUUCAUCAUCCAGUGAAUAUAUGAUCAUCUCAGCUACUAAGGCUGACAGUGGAGAAUACAGCUGUAAGGGUAGAAGAGGCUACGAGUUUACAGGAUGGAGUGAAGCCAUCAGACUGACAGUGUCAUCUGAUAAACCCAGAGCCACCCUGAAGGCAGAGACAAGAAUCAUACAGCAGGGGGCAGUGUUACACUGAACUGCUCUGUUGAAGGAUCUACUGGCUGGGAGUUCAG
This is a messenger RNA of Xiphophorus maculatus (southern platyfish), 1685 nucleotides long. RefSeq names its product putative high affinity immunoglobulin gamma Fc receptor IC. NCBI's taxonomy places the organism in Eukaryota, Metazoa, Chordata, Actinopteri, Cyprinodontiformes, Poeciliidae. The record is from RefSeq and is a predicted model, not a curated record. Gene Ontology annotation, molecular function: transmembrane signaling receptor activity. Bases 986 to 1648 code for a protein of 220 amino acids. The transcript is spliced from 5 exons. Gene Ontology annotation, biological process: cell surface receptor signaling pathway.